AUGUCCACAGCAAGGAACCAGAGGCCUAGGAAUACAAAUGCAAGAGACUUAAUUGACAACCUCCAGACAGAUCUCACUUGCUCCAUCUGCCUGGACUACUUCAUUGACCCAAUGACUGUCACAUGCAGCCAUAGCUUUUGCACAGAGUGUCUUCUCCAACCUCAUUUGCUGCAGAGCAUGGUGGGCCUGACCACCUGUGAUCAACAUAAGGAAAAAAGGAAGUUCUUCUGUGAGGAAGACAAGACAGUCCUCUGUGAUUGCUGUUUAUUAGCCCCAGAGCACAAGGACCAUCAAGUCCUUCCCUUAGAAACAGCUGCUGACAAGAGCAAGGAUAAGCUCCAGGAGACAUUGACUGUCUUAAAGAAAAAAGAAGAGGAAUUUAAAAUGGCAUUGGAUGAAGUGAGAAGGAGAGAGACUCACUGUAAGGAGGCUGCCUCCACUUUGAAACGCUCUGUUAUUUCUGAAUAUGGGAAAAUGCACCAGUUCUUAUGGGAUGAAGAAUAUCAAUACUUGCAAGAAAUGGACCAGGAAUCUAAAGACAAUCUGGUCAAACUGGAGAAAGGCAAAGCCAAGCUGUCCCAACAAAUCCAGAAUCUGCAAGGAAGGAUUGUAGAAAUAGAGGAGAAUUUGGACAAGGUGCCCUUGGAAAUGCUGCAGGAUAUGAAAGACACUAGGAAGGAGGAGCUGCUACUUCAAGAACCAGAGCUUGCUUGCCCUCAGUGGCCCACCUGGUCCAUCACAGGCUUGAGAGAAGUGCUCUUGAGUUUCCAGAGGGAUAUAACUCUUGAUCCUGAAUCAGCCAAUCCUCAUCUCAUCCUGUCUGAAAACUUGAAGAGGGUCCAGUAUGGAAGUGUCCCUCAGAAUCUGCCUGACAACAAAGAGAGAUUUGACAUUGCUCUUGUUGUUUUGGGGGCCCAGACCUUCACCUCAGGCAAACAUUAUUGGGAAGUGGAGGUGGAAUAUAAGACAGUCUACCCUAUACAAAAAGUGGGUAUUUUUCUUGAUUAUGAAGAGGGACAUAUAGCAUUUUAUGAUGUCACAGACAGAUCCCUUAUCCACAGUCUCUCAAACAUAGCCUUUGAAGGACCUCUUCGCCCUUACUUCUCUUUUGGCAUUCCUAAUGAAGAAAGUGCUCCUGGAUCACUCAUUAUCUGCCCCAGUAGUAAUCAGUAG
Messenger RNA from Phascolarctos cinereus (koala), 1173 nucleotides. The record is from RefSeq and is a predicted model, not a curated record. NCBI's taxonomy places the organism in Eukaryota, Metazoa, Chordata, Mammalia, Diprotodontia, Phascolarctidae.